GGUCCCCGGAGGCCCGGUCCACCCCCGCCCGCUCCCGCCCCCGCGGAGUCGCGCAACUUCCCGGGAGCCGGGGCCAAAGUGAGCGCAAAGUGCUGCCCAACUUGCCGGGAUGGAGCUGCAGAGCCGGCCCGAGGCGCUCGCCGUGGAACUCGCGCGCCACCAGAACGGCGACCUCAAGAAGCAGCUCCACGAAAGGCAGCCGCGGAUCGCCGCGCUCAGCGACAAACAAGCUUUGGGAACCAUCACUGCAGUGCCUGUCACGGGUCCUCAGGUCAGUUCCUUGCAGAGGUUGGCCGGACAAGGAGCGGCCGUGCUACCUCAGGUUAGGCCAAAGACUCUGAUUCCAGACAGCCUCCCCGUCACCCCGGGCCGGGACCGGCCCCCCAAGCAGCCCCCCACGUUCCAGAAGGCCACCGUGGUCAGCGUCAAGAACCCCAGCCCGGCCCUCCCCACCGCCAACAACACCGUGAGCCAUGUGCCAACGCCCAGCAGCCAGCCCCAGGCCCUCGCCGAGUCCUCGGCCAUCACCUCCCCCCUGAGCGGCGCCGGGGUGGCCUACGCCAUCAUCUCCACCGCCCCCAGCAAUGCCACCGCCAUCGCCCCCAGCACCGCCGUGUCUGUGGUCAGCGACAGCGUCAUGGUCCAGCCCCUCCUCAUCAGUGCCGACAAGAAGGUCAUCAUCAUCCAGCCUCAAGUGCAGACGCAGCCCGAGAGCACGGCGGAGACGCGGCCGCCCACGGAGGAGCCAUCUCAGGGAGCUCAGGCCACCAAAAAGAAGAAGGAAGACCGACCCCCGAGCCAGGAGAACCCCGAGAAAAUCGCCUUCAUGGUAGCUCUUGGCCUGGUCACAACGGAGCACUUGGAAGAAAUCCAGAGCAAGCGCCAAGAGCGGAAGAGAAGAAGCACAGCCAAUCCCGCCUACAGCGGCCUCCUGGAGACCGAGAGGAAACGGCUGGCAUCCAACUAUCUCAACAGCCCCCUGUUCCUCACAGCAAGAGCCAAUGAGGACCCCUGCUGGAAGAAUGAGAUCACCCACGAUGAGCACUGUGCCGCCUGCAAGCGAGGGGCCAAUCUGCAGCCCUGCGGCACCUGCCCGGGGGCCUACCACCUCAGCUGCCUGGACCCGCCGCUCAAGACCGCGCCCAAGGGCGUGUGGGUGUGUCCCAAGUGCCAGCAGAAGGCCUUAAAGAAAGACGGUGGCGUGCCCUGGUCCGGGAUGCUGGCCAUUGUGCACUCCUACGUCACCCACAAGACAGUCAAGGUAGAGGAGAAGCAGAAGCUGCUACAGAGAGGCAGCGAGCUACAGAGCGAGCUGCGGCAGCUGGAGGAGUGUGACCGGCGCCUGGCCUCGGCGGUGAAGAAAUGCCUAGAGCUUAAGACGAGCCUGCUGGCCCGGCAGAGGGGCACCCAGACGUCCCUGGACCGCCUGCGGGCCCUCCUGAGACUGAUACAGGGCGAGCAGGUGCUGCAAGUUGCCAUGACGACCACCGGCCCCGCCCCGCUGCUGGCCGGGCCCUGGACCAAGCCCUCGGCAGCAGCCGUGCACCCCGCCCUUCAGCAGCCCCAGGGGCACAACUGACCCCGAGGGACCGGCUUCACACCCACGGAAGGUUCCUGGGACCCCCGCUCACCAGACCUGAGGGUUCUGUCCGCCUUAAUUCAUAAACACUAUGAAUUUCAGACGAAACUAAAACCAGACCGAGAGAGAGAGAGAGAGAGACGGAGGAAAGAAGGGGAGAAGGAACCGGGACGGGUUGGGAUGCAGUCCUACCCUCCACGUGCGGACGGGACCCCAGGAGGCCAGGUGGGCGCGAGACGGCCGGGCGCACACAGUCCCCCGGCCGUUGGGGGGCUGGCCCGGGCCCCUGGCUUCCAGGCACAGCUGUCUCCCCGGCCUCGUGCUGCCCCCGGGGGAGAGAAGGGCAGAGAGAGGUUGGGAGGGGAGCCGGGGACCUAGCUGAGUAGUAGGGGUAGUUGGGACGAGCAGUGGGUAGCGAAUCUAGGUAGGGGCCCGGGGCUCGGGGCUCGAGGCCGCAGGGCUCCAGCGCCUUCCGGAUCGCGGGCCCUUGUCAGUCAGUAUUAUUAGCGUUAAGAGUCACAGCUGUUGAACUUGAAAGAAACGACACGGUGGGUCCCUCCAGGGACGCUGCGGUACCCACCUGCCAGGGUCCCCGCGUGCCCCCGAGGCUCCUUCCCUUGGCUGGUCGUUUGGACUCCUUUUGCCACCGACGUAUUUUUCUCAUGGAGUUUUUUGGGCAAGAUGGGGCUGCGGGCACGCAGGGGAGGCACGUGGCGGGUCUUCUACUUGGGGUUGGGUCCUUCAACUUAACGACCGAAGCCUUUUCCUUUCUCUCCCCUCGAAGAGCCGAUAAAGCGUUCCACUCGUCUUCUCUUGCCAGUACAGACACUAUGCCAAAAAAUAACUUUACAUUUU
This is a messenger RNA of Felis catus (domestic cat), 2434 nucleotides long. It is a transcript of the gene PHF21B, whose product is annotated as PHD finger protein 21B. Lineage: Eukaryota; Metazoa; Chordata; Mammalia; Carnivora; Felidae. The record is from RefSeq and is a predicted model, not a curated record. The transcript is spliced from 13 exons. The coding region runs from base 110 to 1579 and encodes 489 amino acids.